ACGACGAAGUUCGAAGGAGGCUUGCGGGCUUUUAUGGGUCCGUCUUUUUCGAAGCUUUCGAGCCUUUUUUGGUCAUCUAGUGGUGCAAACUUGAUAUCAUCGGAUCCGUGAAGACGAGAAGAGUCAGGGGAUACGUGACCUUGAGACUGACUGGCCGAGUAGAGGAGAGACGGCGCCGCUGCUGCCGCCGGAGUUCCCGUGUUCGGCCGACCGACUCACCACCGUCGUUUCGCCGGGCGUAGGCGCCUGCUUCGCACGCGGACACGGCAGCAGAGCCAACUGAGCGCGCGCCUUCGAACAACGCAGCUCUAACCCGCUGCUGAACAAGUGGUUGUCAACAGUUGGUCGUCGGCGCAUCCCGUGUGCCGGAGGGAAUUUGCGGAUCGGCGACUCCAACGCUGUGUUUUCGUGACCGGCUUCCGCGGCCGGCGACUGUGCGGGGAAAAACAGGUCAUUCCUUCGGCUGUGUACACGAUGGCAGCAGCGCGGCGGUGGACGGUGCUCCUCUUGUGUGCCUGUUUGCGUGCGAUUUCGGCGAGCAAUUUGGAUACGAUGCACCCGAAAGUGUUCAGAGGCGCUGCCGGUUCGCACUUCGGCUACACCGUGGAGCUCAUCAUUAACCGGGACGGAGAGUUAGCUCUGGUGUCAGCCAUCAAGGACAACUCGACCACAUUGGGAAACAAAGUUCACCAGCCUGGCGUCCUGUUCAAGUGCAGGCCCCGUAUAGACGACUCGCCGUGUACCGAAGUGCGUGUUGAUACCUCGGACAAAGGUGAAGUAGAGAAUGAAGAUGGAGAACGCUUCCAUGAUCUGCUUGACAAUAUGCACCUUGGGAUGUCAAUGGUCAUUCAGUCUGGUCCCGACGGAAGGGUUAUUGUAUGUGCCCCAAAGUGGAAAAACCAGCUCUAUAACAAUACAAUGUACAUGCUUAAUGGAAUUUGCUAUGUUCUCAGUCAUGAUUUGGAUCGCAGUGAGCCACUGCGCCCACUUCUCAGAAAACUUCUACAAGUGAGGCCGCCAAACUCUGAGCAGCCAGACAGCUACUACUAUGCCGUAGCAGAGUUUGGUUUCUCAGCAGACAUCUCUGCUAAUAACGAAUUUCUUGCGGGAACUCCAGGAAUUGUUGACUGGACAGGCUCACUGAUUAAAUACACUAUACCUAGCAAUGCAUCUCAGAGCUUGAGUCUCAAACUUCGGGGCAUCUUGGAUGCCAGCAAUAUUCCGAGAAUUCAACAAUAUAUUGGUUAUAGUGUAACAUCUGGCCGCUUCUUUGAAAGCAUGGGUCCUUCAAUGGUUGCCGGAGCUCCAAGAGAAACUGAGGACCGUAAAGGAGCUGUGUAUUUCUUCGCCCAGGAAAACCCAACUUCAGGUAGCCUUAGGGUGCAGAUGAAAAAAGAAGGCGAACAGAUGGGCUCAUACUUUGGUGCUGCGGUGCUGGCGCUUGACUUAAACAAUGACAGCUACUCCGACUUGAUUGUUGGUGCUCCUUUCUACUCUGUUAAAGAAACUACCGGGGAUGAGGGAAAGGCAUACAUCUACAUUAGCAAUGGAGCAAGUCUGUCCCUACAAUCUGGCCACCUCAUGGGCUCAUCUGUGCCUGGAGCUCGAUUUGGUACUACUAUUGUCAACAUUGGUGACCUGAACUUGGAUGGAUACCCAGAUGUAGCUAUCGGUGCUCCUUAUGAAAAUGGCUACGGUGCUGUGUACAUCUACAAUGGCGGGAAACAUGGUCUAAGAACCACUUUUAGCCAGCGCAUUGAAGCCAGAUUGCAGAGAACUCUGCCGCGGGGCUUUGGCAUCAGCAUUUCCAAGGCAUUGGAUAUUGAUAACAAUGAGUACCCAGAUAUCAUGAUAGGAGCUUACGAGUCAGACUCGGCUUACCUCUUUAGGGCUUCUCCUAUUGUACACGCAAAGGCCUGGAUUGAAAUUCCCAUAGAGCGCAUGUCCAGCAAAACCCCAAAAUGCAACAGGAACAAUGUUUACUAUUACUGCCUUGAAGUGUUAGCGUGCAUCACUUUCACUGGAAAAUUCAUCCCUGAGGAACUAGGGUUUUCCUACGAGUUGGAAAUUGACAGCAAGAAGGCGGAGAUGCAGUCACCCAGGGGCGGCUUUGAGCAGCCUAAUGGAAUAAUUGCCACAAGUAUCUCGCUUGAAAAAACUCUUCGAAUGGGUGUCGAGAACUGCUUCUCAGAGACAGCCCUGAUAGACGGAAAUGUCACUGAUUUACUGACUCCAUUUGAGUUUCGCUUGUCAUUCAACUUGACGAAGGAUCUGAAAAGGGACAAGCGUGAAAGCUUUUGCCCUGAUUGUCCCAUCUUGGACCCAAGUACGGUACAAGUGGUCACUAAUAGAACUGCUUUCCAAGUGGCAUGUGGCCCUGACAACGUGUGCAACGCAGACUUGGAAUUGAAGGCUAGCAUCGAAGGCCAUGAGAACAACUCGCCUCUGGUCGUAGGCAGAGACAACUCAGUCACCCUGAACAUCAUCGUGAAAAACCGCGAGGCUGAGCCUGCCUACCUCGCUGAAGUUGAGAUUAACCUACCUGAAAAUGUGGACAUUGUAAACAGCGGCAGUUGUGUGAAAAAGAACAGCUCAACCCUAAUGUGUGACAUCGGAAAUCCUUUGAACAGUAAUGCGGAGACGCAAUUCGCUGUGAAGUUGGGCCUUAUGAAGCUCAAAAAGAAACUUGAAAUCGAAGUCAUUGCAAGAACGCUUAGUUUGGAUGUUGACCAGAGCAACGAUCAUGUUCUUAUUGCCUUGCCACUUAUCCACCGUGGUGACAUUGCACUUCAAGGGUCUGCUUCCGUAAGCCAGCUAAUCUACAACAAGUCUACAGAUAUCGUUCCUGUGGUUCACACCUUUACGAUGGUGAAGUAUUAUGACAGUCCAAUUAACAAAGUUGCUAUUACAAUAUCUGUACCACUCAGGAUUGUGGGGCAGAAGGCCAAUUUUAUGACCCUUCUCAGUGUGACGGCUGAUGAUGGGAGUCGAACUAAAGUUGGCGGCAGCUGCAACAGCUCAGUGGCAAGCCUACGCAAGCGCUCCUCAUCCACCACAGAGCCACCUACCACAAGGCAGCGCAGGGAAGCAAACCCUCUUGCAAUUCUAGAGAGCCACUUUCCAGUGGCUCAAAUCAAGACACUGACGCUGGACUGCUCGGGUGCUGAGUGCAAGAGCUUCACCUGCCAAAUGGGCCCAUUCGCCGAUAAGAACAAAGUGGCUAAAAUUGAACUGAACAUGAUCAUUAAUGUCACCCGAAUUAUGGAGCAAGUGGGAAUUCCAGACACCGUAGACAUUAUCUCAGAUGGUUCCCUAACCAUCUUGGAUGAAACAGAGUUUACACACUAUGUCAAGCAGCAACCCAAGCAAGCAAUGAUUGUCACCUCGCUCGUCAAAGAAGGCCCACCUGCAACGCCCUCCUUGGCUUGGUGGAUCUACCUUCUCAUAGUGCUGGGAGGCUUGCUUCUGCUCUUGGUCAUCAUUUAUGUUCUCUACAGGUGUGGCUUCUUCAGGAGAGAAGCCAAGGAAGAACUGGAACGCUCAAAACGGGAGUCCUUAGCAGCUAGCAGUGCACCGCAUUCACCCACUACAGAGGCUCUGCCCAGCAUUCCUUCAGAUGACCCCGAAGCCCGUACGAGUCUCCUCAGCUCAGAAAACCCCUGAGGCAAGCCCAGCCGGUGGUUUGCCAUUCCUAAGCAUGCUCAAGCAUUGCAUCUGUGCUAGUCACAUUGUCGUCAUGUUGCCUGGCGCACUUCACCUGUGGUAUCUAGCUGUGUUGGCUGCCUCCUAAUGCACUGUUCUGUGCUCUGCAUUGACACAUUGCCCAUAGCACGCAGUGCAGCCUUGUUUUAGGAUCUUGGACAAAGCUGACAAUCUGCAUUAAAUUAGGACCAUUAGAAGUUAGAGCAAUAGGAGAGUUCUUCUGACAUUCCAGUUGGUUGUACAUGGUUAUCUUGGGGAAUAUUUUCUGUGGUUGUGUAAGACAGAUGAUGGUGUAAAAUCGGUAACAGGGAAGUAAGGGUACAACAGUAAAACAGAAAUGGCUACAUUUGGAAAAGAUUCUUGCAUAUUGUGUUGCUGCUGUUUGAUAAUGCAAUUUUGCUUGAAAUAACAGCUUUGGCGUGCUCCAGAGCAUUUGAAACACUGCCAGAUUCUCCUAUUGUCACUUCUUUAUAGCAACAACUGCCUGAAUAUAUAGCAUCUGGAGGCCCUUAGGUAUCGAAUGGUAAAGUAAUUGGAGCAAUCAAAGAGAAAACUUUAUUAUCAUGGCUCAGGGCAUUUCAAUAUCUUAUGGCACAUUUUAUGGAUGCAUCAUGUAAUAUAUGUCAAGGUAUCUAUAUUAUGAGGCCUUUAUGAAGAAGCAGAAAUUCAAACCCAAACGUAUGUGCACCGCUGGUCUGUGCAUACAUUUAACCUUUGCUAUGUAGAAUAGCCGAACAAAUGCUUUUGAGCUGUCUGAUUCUUUAAAAGGGCCCUGAACCACCCCUCGGGCUUGGUAUAAUAACAUAGUUCGCAGGUCGCAUGCACUGCUGUGAACAUCUCAGCUAAGUUUUGCUGUUGUACACGGUGCGUGGAGCUCGCAAGUGGAUCGCGACGUCACUUUCCUCUCAAACGCUCUCGUUUCAACAGAAGGCCCUGUCCUCACUCUCUUCUGGACACUUUAUUUUGUCAUUCCUUUAGACCGCUGUUAUUGGCUGAUAGCUGACAUCAAGCUGAAGUUGACUACAUGGCAUAGAUAUGGCAGCCACUGCAGGGUGCCGACACGAGUUCACUGGCUAAGUGCACUGCGGCUCACUGAGGACAACCGCGUUUGGCUUAUGUUUUGCUCGUCGUAGGCACCAAAGGCGGAGGUCGUGGCGUCUACGUUAACAUCCAAAAUGAAAUUUGAACUGUGCACUCCGGUGACACAUAGAAAGCGGAGCGUGGUGGGCACGCCCAACUGCGCCAUAGCCUUCGCAGAGCAAGGCAUUGAAGAAGGAACAGGAGCACAGUGGAGGCCGUAUUUGAUUGCCAAUAACUCCGCUUCUGCUGAACGCAUUGAAGUACUUUUUGCCUCAAAGUAUUUCUGAAAUAGCCUAUUUUCACUUCAGCUGCCUUUCUCCACUUCAAUAAAAAGUGGUUCAGGGUCCCUUUAAAUCUGCUGCUGUGUAUCUGGCAUCCAUCCAUAGUUGCUACAGUUGCUAAUGAAUCUUGUCUUUCUUAGAUGAACACAGAUGUAACAAAGUACUUUAUGCACAUUGCAACUUGCGGUCACAGAUUAUGCAUACAUCAAGACAUGGUUUACGUAGUACAUUGUAUUGCUUGGUUUCGUGGGGAUCACAUUGUAGUAGUAUUUCUAAAAACGAGGUCAUCCCUAGUUCUGUGGGAAAUAAGGUUAUAUUGUUGUACAGUAUGUAGUUAUUUCCAUUGUUCCAUGGGGACAUCUUUGUUUUGUUUCAUUCAGAAACCUACCCUUGACUAUGUUUAUUUGCAGUGCAUCGUGUACAUAUGGUAUGGAUACAGCAAGUGCCAUGUCUGGUUGUAUUCAGUCUAGCAUGAUUGCAUCUGAGGCCUUUGAUCAGCAUCAUCUUGAAUAGAGGCACACCUGUGUUGCAUGCUCGAUUAGCAUAGUUUUAUGAUGUGGCUACUUCUUCAGUCGUUCCUUGUAGGAUCAAGUCUAUCACUGCCAACAGUGAACUGAAGCCUUUGACACAUACACAACUAUGGCUGAUUGCUAGAACAAGGUUGUGUAUGGUUGUGCUGGUGUUUGUGGUGAUGUGAUGAUAUCCUGUGAUCUCUACUUAAAUAGCUGAUACCACAAUUGUGCCUUAUAGAAAACUUCUUGAUGAGCACAUGUGCUAGAGGUGCUGGCUGUAUUUGGGACUUGGGCUGGAAUGUUUCUUUUUUUUAACACUUCCGUUUCACAAAUUGCAAGUUCGCUUAGUUUGUUUUCUGCUGAGCUGCUGUUCUAUGCAUGCAUGCAGGACUGUAAACAUACCAACCACUUGUUAUGGCAAAUAUAAUGAAAGUUAGUGUUUCCUCAGAAGAAAUGUUAUUCCAGCCCUAGUACUCUCAUUACGCCUUCCUUUAUGUUUUUUUAGUUUGACCUGCAUGGCAUGCAACAACCUAAAUUUUUUGGCUCACAUUGUACAGAAUAUAUUUAUCAUGAAAAUUAUGCUACUGCUGCUUAAAAACACUUUGUUAAUAAAUAGCAGCUGUGUAAAGGGAUCUUUUAUAUUGUCCUAAUGUGGCAGGCAUACUUGGAGCUGUUGUGUUCUUGUGUCCUUCUGUUGUUGCUGCGAGUUAAGUUCCUUGAGAAGGGUGCUAUGUUUUGGCUUUUGAAGAAGCUUUGUGUGAAUGAUAGUAUUAUUCGCUAUUGUGUCCUUCUACACUUAAGCAGAUAAAGAUGUAUAUAGAUCUUGUAGAAGAAACUGGUGUAUAGAUUACAAAAAAGAAAAAAAGAAAAACUGACAGGUGACUAUCAAAACCAUAGCCACAUUGAUACACUCGACAUUUUGAGAGAUAGGCUUGAUACAAAAGAAAACACUUAGUCAAAGCUUUUUUAAACUUCUUAGCAAUUAAGUGUUGGUCAGUGAUAAAGUGCUAAUUUGGCACACGUUGCAACAAAAAACGAUUAACAGUGCAAAAUACAGGACAUAAGAAGGAGGCAGCUCUUUGUCCAUCUUCUUCUUAUGUCCUGUUUCUUGCACAAUUACUCCUUUCUUUUUUUUUAAUCUAAGUCUUAGUUGUUAUUGCUAUAGUAGAAAUAAGGACCAUAUUAAAUGCAAGAAAGGCAGAGACUACAUAAUCAUAGUAUCCAGUCUGAUAAGUUCAACAGUGGCUCCUCUUGCAUUUAGGUUGGUGCAAGUUUUUCUGUUAAUUUCAUUCGACUGUUAUACUCGCUGCAACUUCCUUAUUGCAUGAUGUCUAAUGCUGGCUGCUUUCAUCUUUGGCUUUCCGAAGGCUUUUCAGAGUAUGAGCAUGUUCGGUAAGUUUUAGGAUCACAUAUAUGUCAAAUUUGUGGCCAUAUUCUGGGGUUGUAUUCUUUUGGGGUCAUGGCACUUUCAAUGGUAUUCACAGCGAUAGUAUUGCUUUCAAAGUACUAUUCCCCUAAUUAAACCAAUGGGCAUUCUGCCAUCUGGCAUAACCGAUUAUAAUCAGUUAAUUGUGCCGCAGGGCAGAAUGCCCGUUGCUCUAUUGAAAUUCGAGCCAGGCACUACGCCCCACAAAAGUGAAAGUAUCCCUGAAAGUGAUCACUUGAUAAUGCGGCCUUUCACACAUAGACGUAAUGUUUUACAUGUUCUUCAGGUAUCCUGUAGAUAACUGUCUAUACAAGCACUUCUGUGUGCAUGUAUGCACAGUUCAUUUAAAUGUUUACUUAAUCUUCCACUACCGUGAGAGGCUUAGCAGGGAGAAGGCUGCUUGUGUAAUACAUUUUUUCUUUGUAAGGAUGACAGCAUGUAAUUGGCAAGCAGUUAUGACUACAGUUGGCAUCAGAAGUUUGAGAACCAUGGAAUCUGAGGAAAUGUUUAAUUUCUGAUCAGUUUCUGACCAUAGCCAGUAAAACCAUAGAACUUUGUGUUGUUCAGACAUAUUAUUAUGGCUGGAAGUGUAAUAACAGGUAGUGUGCCAAGGCUGUGGAAGUAGUAAGCUUUUUCUCAGAUCUCGAUAUCCACAAACAUUUGAUACACACUGUACGUCUGAUUGACAAUGUUACUAUGGCAGUGGUAAUCAUGGUCUGUGGUGCUGGACACUAUUGAUUUGCUGCAGCAAAGAGCGGUGGUGUGAGAAAUUGGCUGUAUUAAAGACAUAUUCAGAGAAGGAAACAUGUGUGAAGUUAUAGACUGGAAACUACAGACUGCCUCAAUAAAAAGCAUCUUAAGUGCCCUACAAAACACAUACUCAUUCGUGCCGUAUGAUCAUGUGAGAUUUUACACAAAUGCUUCUAUAUUCUUUCACACGGUCAUAUGGGAUUGUUAGGUGUCUAACCUAUGGGGUGCAUAUGUUUAUUCAGUAAAGUGUCGGGACUGUAUAAGCAAAUCUCAGGCAUAAGUCAAAGCAAUCCAAAGGUUGUAAAAGUUGAGUGAAAGACAGUCAGAAGUAAAGAAAGGUAACUGAAGUCAUUUUGGCAAGGUGCACAAAGUUUCCACAAGCUGUCAGGUAUUCCCUUUCUAUUCUGUCACAUGUAAGUGUGAGGAAUAUAUUUUUUUACAACAAUUGCGAAUAACAAUGUGCACCAAGAAUGGGCUCCAUGUAUGCAGCAAUGGUAAUCAGCAAAGAAUUAGUAAUCAAAUAUUACUUAUGUUAACUUUACCUCACUGUCAUGUGAAUCUGUGUGCUACAUCUGGUAGCAGUAUCAACAUGACUCUGUUAGUGUCAAACUUCACCUCCUGUUUUAUCAUUUUAAGAUGUUGCAAUUCCUCUGAUGCUACACACCUUUUUCUGAUACUUCUGUGUAGUUUGAUCCGUUAUUAACUGUAGUAACAGAGAAUACCUAUGUGGUACAGUUGCUUUUAUAAGAUUUUUAGGUGUUUAGCUAGUUUUUGAGGCAGAUGCCCAAGUCUUAUGUUUCACAUCUUCAGGGAUAAAGUGGCAUAGCUUAGGAUAUUUUCGAGACUAACAUUAUUCCUUUUCCUUGUUCUAAUAGGUCAUGUAGUAGAUUUAUUGCUGUCUGCAUUUUGUGGUUGCUGUUUUUUCUAAUUUUGGACAAGGGUCUAGUAUAUCAGUGAUUAUGUCUAACAUCAUGUAAUCAUGCAUGUACACAAAGCCAUGCAUGCAGCCAUUGUGCUGCUGAGUUAUGACUUAAAAUAUUCAUGGAUCAUAUAUGUGGGGACAAGUGUACAGGGUGAUUGAUCAUCUGUUAUUUAUGACAGUUCAUACGAUUGUCAGUGUGUUUCUUGUGUUCAUUGCUCAUCAUGUAUUGAUUUCAUUCUCAUUGCAGCCAGAAUAUGUUGCCUUGUAGUUGAGCGCUGUAUCAGGCUUCUCAAAUUUGCCAUCAUGCAUAGAUUUCAUGUAGCAAAGUUCAACAUGAAAAUAUUGCAGUUAUGUCUUUCUACAAUGCUGUUAUAUUCACACACCUUUUUGUAAGAGUAUUAGAGAGCCAGAAUAAAGUCUACUGUUUUAUUAAGAAAA
Dermacentor albipictus is the source of this 9111-nucleotide messenger RNA. Its product is annotated as integrin alpha-9-like. The record is from RefSeq and is a predicted model, not a curated record. Lineage: Eukaryota; Metazoa; Arthropoda; Arachnida; Ixodida; Ixodidae. Gene Ontology annotation, biological process: integrin-mediated signaling pathway; cell-matrix adhesion; cell adhesion mediated by integrin. Gene Ontology annotation, cellular component: external side of plasma membrane; integrin complex. Gene Ontology annotation, molecular function: integrin binding.